Anas platyrhynchos (mallard) is the source of this 7366-nucleotide messenger RNA. RefSeq names its product solute carrier family 46 member 2 (gene SLC46A2). Gene Ontology annotation, molecular function: transmembrane transporter activity. NCBI's taxonomy places the organism in Eukaryota, Metazoa, Chordata, Aves, Anseriformes, Anatidae. Gene Ontology annotation, biological process: transmembrane transport. The record is from RefSeq and is a predicted model, not a curated record. Gene Ontology annotation, cellular component: membrane.
CUGCCUGCCAGCUUUGUGAGCCCGCACCUGGCAUCAGUACCUGCGGAGACACAUGGAUCGGAAAAACCCUUCCCAGAGGUGGGUUACCACCCCAGCUUCCAGCUCCGGUUGUGGAUUGCUGGGGUACAGCAGUGGCCGAUGCCUUGGUAUAAACUGGGGCUUUUCUUCUCCUUUUGGAAAGUCCCACAUUGUAAAGCCCAAGGACAAAGCACACAGAGUGGGAGGCAGGUUACUAAAAAUAGCUUUUUUUUUUUUUUUCUAUUUUCAUUUUUUCUUUUUGGCGCAAUUUCCUGGCUGUAUUGUUGAAAUAACAUUGGAGUGUGAUGUAGCAAUAGGGCAGAUGGGAGCAGCUGAGAGUCAGAGAUCCAGCAGCACACGUUUGUGUGGAAGAAAGGGAAAGGGCUGGCAUGAAGGAGAAUUGGUGAAUUACCUAGCAAAAAAAAAAAAAAAAAGCACUCAGCCUUUCCCUGUCCCCACAGCUGAGCAUGAGCAUUGUUUCCCUGAGAGUCCUCUGGCACAUGAAGGAUGCCAACAGUGUGGAAAAAAAGUAAAUAAAUUCUGCAACCACACAAUCAUGGCAUUUUCACUUCCUAAAGUGGGAGACAGAAAUUCCCCCGGGUCAUAUGAUCUGUGUUGAAAUGGCACCAGGAAGAGCAGCAGCAGCAGUCAGCGAGUGCAGGGCGUCUCCAUCGGUACAAAAGCCUCUCCUGCCUGAGCUGGAGGUCAGAGCAGCAUAGGGAUGUGUGUGCAUGUGCAUAUGUAGAGAGGCGAGGUGCAAAUAUCCUCCCAGCCGGAUUUUCUCUUGCACAACCCUGAUUCUGUGCAGCCCAGCAGACCUUUUAUUUUCCCUUCGCCUCUCCACUUCAAGCAUGCCUCCAGAGCAGAACUUCUGAAAACACCAUUCCCUGCAGUGCCUCGCUGGAAAAACAGCUCUUCUCCUUCCCUGACAAGAGGCAACCAUCGGCACCAUGGUGGGGAUGACGAUGAUGAGAACAUGGGUUGAGCCGGUGGUUGCAGGCUCCCAACUGGCCAGUGCCUUCUAUGACACGGCGCUGCUGCUGGUGGUGAAGAACUACUACAACCAGACCAACUCAACUGCUCCCUCUCACUUAAUGCAAGAUGCUCAGCAGAAGGCUGUCUCUAAUUUUUAUAUCAUCUACAACCUCGUCCUGGGCCUGAGCCCGCUGGUGUCAGCCUACGGCUUGUCCAAGCUGGGGGACAAGGUUCAUCGGAAGAUCCCUAUCUGCUUACCUCUUCUUGGCUACCUGGGCUCCAAAUCUCUCCUGCUCCUCCUGAUCCUGCUGGACUGGCCAAUCGAGGUGAUGUACGGGGCUGCUGCUUUCAAUGGGCUAACGGGUGGCUUCACCACGUUCUGGGCAGGCAUCAUGGCUCUGGGAUCCCUGGGCUCCUCUGAGAGCAGGAGGUCUCUACGGCUGAUCAUUAUUGAGCUGGUGUACGGCCUCGCUGGCUUUCUGGGAAGCAUGGCAUCUGGCUACCUCUUUGUCGGCUUCAGCGACCGCUAUCGAGAGGGCACUGUGCUGGUGAGCUGCAGCAUCGCUUGCUAUGCUUUCUGUCUCCUCUACAGCAUUUUUGUCCUGAUAGUCCCCAAGUCAGCACCCUCCUGCACAGCCAAAGCCAAGGGUGUAGAGGAGGUUGGUGGCCAGGUACCAGCUUGCACAGGAGCAGCAGAGAGUGCUCAGCCUUCGGAGAACAGCAGCAAAGCCCCAGUAACACCUUCAAAAUUCAUCAUCAUCCUCCUCUUUGCGGCAGCAAUCCUCUAUGACCUUGCCGUGGUGGGUGCCAUGAAUGUACUUCCACUCUUUUUGCUCAGGGAGCCUCUGAGCUGGAAUGCUGUGCAGAUUGGCUACGGCAAUGCCGCUGGGUAUGCCAUCUUCAUCACCAGCUUCCUGGGGGUAUUCGUGUUCUCCAAGUACCUUAGGGACAUUACCAUGAUCAUAAUUGGAGUGGUGUCCUUCACUGUUGGUGUCCUCAUCAUGGUCUUUGUGCGGUGGACAUUUCUGUUCUACAUUGCACGGGCAGUGAUGCUCUUUGCCCUCAUCCCCUUGCCAACCAUCAGGUCCAUGCUAUCCAAGCAUGUUGAAGGAUCAUCCUAUGGUAAGGUGUUUGUCCUGCUGCAGUUGUCCUUAGUCAUCACAGGAGUAGUAACAUCUACAGUCUUCAACAAAAUCUAUCAAAGCACACUGAACUGGUACAGCAGCUUCUGUUUCAUUUUGUCUUUUCUAGCUGGCUGCCUCAGCCUCCUCCCUUUAAGCAUUGUGGCCAUCAAACAACGUUCAACCACUGGCUCCUUUCAGAUUCUCACCAAAUGACAGAAGCUUUACCACCGAAAGCAUCUUUUGGUCUUGAUCAGUUCCCUGAGCAAUGCGUGUGGAAGGCUUCCAAGCAUUUGUCCCUACCACUGCCUUCAUUACAGGAACCAUCUCAUCCAUGUCUUCACCUCACAGCAUGCCACAGUCCCUCAGCCAUUGAGCUUACCCAGGACAAAGAAGUUUGCCCUGUUAUUUUUGCAGUAGGUUAUUUUGCAGACAAUAUGCACCGGCUGUUGAACACCAGCAGUCUCCACAGCACCCUGCUUCCACUCCAGGCUACUUGGCAGUAGCGGAGACAGACAAGAACAAGGUAGAAGUGACAAGGGUGUUUCCAGGCACAUCAUCCAAUUUAGAAGGGGAAAGCAAAGCAUCAGCUGUAGUUCUUCUCGUCUCUUUGGUCUGAAACCUGAGGACAGUGCUGUGACUGUGGCUUUUGAGGCAGGUGUCCACAAGCAGCCUGCAGUGUGUGCACGGUGGUCAGCAGGAUGUGCCUACUUUCUGACACAAAGUAUGGACAAGUGUGAAGAGUGUCAGCCCAGCUGACUGAUCUUAUGGAGAAGACUACUGAAAUACAGAAAAAACAUGGUAAAAAGAUGUAAGAUUAAGGUACAUUUUUGUAAUCCCUACAAUAAAAACACUCCUCAGUAGAUGUUCACACCCCUAAAGCUUAUAUUGGCAAUGGAACAAGCCUUUAAGGGAAGGAUAUUUCUUCAAAUAAGAUAAUAAGCUUCACAGAAAAUAAGUGUACGCAUAAUUUCAGUGGCAAAGGCAGAAAAAAAGAAGAAAAAAAGAAACACUAAAUUCUAGGUAAAUGAGUAAUUUUUUAAUACAUUUAUUGGUCCAUUCCAUUAAAUUAAUUGAGGUAAACAAAUGGUGCAUUUUAAAAAAAUGUACACACGAAUAGAGAAUUACAAACAGUUUUACCUCGAAGUGUUUUUCUCCAUCAAUACUAGUUCCAUAGUAAACAAUGCACAAAGUAUAUCUAUACAGAGAUAUAUGAAAGGGUAUAGAAACAUGCCAGCACCGUAAGUCAAGACAACAUUCCGUAACCUGUGAGUCUGAACAAGAGCACAGCUGUCAGAGUUGGUUGAGUGCAUGAAACAAGAGCCUUGCUCCAAGUUUUACACUGUUUAAUGACCUAACUCACACAGAGACACGUCUUUUCACAGCUUUCAGUUUGUUUUUUGGUGGUACAAGGGUGACCUUAGGAUGCAAAGUAACAUGUUCCAGUGCACGGGCUUGCACAAGUCAGAAGUAGCACAGUUGGGGCAACAAGUCAGCACCAGUUCAGUCAUCAGCACUGACUCCUUGAACAAGGAGAGAGGUGGGAACCAGGUCAAAGCCAGACUGCUUUCACCUGCAUUGCCGGUCUCCAAACCUUGAGGAGUGACAGAUCAACACAUCACACAGGAAAGGAGAACAAGGACAGUGCUCCUUUAUUCUCAUGUGCUAAAGACUAAAACCUUUGGCUGUUCUCUGUUGUAAGACUGUCCUCUGCAAUCUGUGCCCCUGUGUGGUGGGAGAGUGGCACUGGCCCAAGCUCUGCUGUCUGAUCCAAAGAGGUGGACAUAUAAUCCAGCAGCAGAGUUCAGGAAAGGAUUUAGCUUCAAAGUGUAGAGUACCGAGGACUUCAAAGUAAUCCAGGACAGUGAGUAACCUUUAAAGUUUUAGCAUACCACUUGCAUAAGGGCAAUGUAUUUAUGCAUUUUCAGAAAGUGCAUUACCUUCUGGACAAGUACUGUGCCUCAGCCACACAACCUUAAAACUAGCCCAGUUCAUUACUGAGUACUGGCACAAAUCAGAGACCCCAGCAAGGCUCUGAAGUGCUGUGUGGAAUUAAGCAUCACCACUUCCUUCUUUAUAAUUGGUUAAGCAGCACCCCCAGAAACUUUAAAAUGCAACCUUCACAGUCCCAGAAGGCAAGUUCAUUACUAUUAUCCCCAGUUUUCCUUCACCGAAAUAAAUUUGGUAGCAAGUCUUCUAUCUCAGAAAGUGACCCCAUUUUCCCUACUUACUGGUUAUUUUGUAGUAAAAGGCUAACAUACUAAGGAAAAGACUGUUCUACCAUCGGAGUUUAAGAAGACUGAACAUCUAAUGAGCUACUUUAGUCUACUCCUGUCUACACCAUUUGCUUAGUGGUUAUCAGCACCAGUGUCUUAGAUUUCAAACAGUCUGCAACCUCGUGCACAGUUACUUAGGUUUUAACAAAAUCAUGCCUCCUGUUACAACAGGAGCAGUUCCUGCUGUGCUCUGAGGGAAUUCUGUAAUUGGCAGCUGCAGGAUGCGACCUGAAGCAACAUGCACCACGAAGAGGCUGUGCAGAUCCACCACCACAAGGCUACCCCACAGCACAUCUGCAGGAGCAUCUCUGCCACUCUGUGGAAGUUUCUUUUUGGCUUAGCCCACUGUGCUACCCUUAGCAUUUUGUCAGUGCAACAAAAAUCCAAGCAGACAACUUUGAAGAAUCCAUAGUUUAUUCUUUGUUAAAGCUCACGUCUGAAGAGUUAGUAUCUUUAGGGCUAACACUCAUCACUGUUUCAUUUUUCAACAGAUACCUGAAAAAGCCGUGAUGUUUCAACAUUUGUUUAUUGCAAGAGUCAAAACCUGAUAAAAACACGUAUGAACAAUGCACAGCUCCUUACUGAGUACAAAAACAAGAUCUCAGUGCUUGCUUUGUUGUGCUGGUGCCAGUUGAGAGAAGAAACAAACACACUAAAAGUUAUGCAGGAGUAACCAGGACAGCGGUGAAUUACGCAUCCUCUGCGAGGAUCUUGGUUUGGCUGUGGGAAGCCAAGCUAAUUUAAGAGCUGUUGAAGGACCCUCAUCUUAAGUAGGUUCAUUGAAAGGGUGCAACUACUUUUAUCAUGAUUUCAGUGCAUGCACAGAAGGUGACCAUAAGUGACUGAACUCUCAAGACAGUACCCAAAAGAUAAAGCUCCUGCCCUACUCCUGCUUCCCUUCCCCAACAUCUUUUGCUUUUCACACUAUAAAGGUUUGCGUACUUCAGAGAGAGACACCCACCACAUAAGGACUACACAAUAACAUGUCAGAGUUUCACCAACACCUCAGAUCUUAACCUCACACAAACACCAAUUAAGUGCACUCUUUACACCUUUAAAGAGUUUCCUGCUAUUUUGCAGUUCUCCCUUUCUGCACGGCUGCCGCAAACCCCAGUCUCUCCCACAGUUACCCAGUAUUUACAGCAACAAUUCUUUUUUUAAUAGAGACUCCUCAGUGACCCAUAGGAGCUAAAAGACCCACCCCUAUACACUCGUCUUACACUACAGCAAUUCUUGCAGAGGACUUCUCUUUUGAACAUAAGUUUUACUUCCUCCAUAGAUGUCUGAGAAGUUUAACUUUCCCAGAUAAUAUAAGAAAUCCUGUUUGUGACCACAGCCUGAGGUGUAUGUUCCAGCCUUUCCUCCAAAUUAGCUUGCAGGUGCUACAGAGCUACAUAUUGCAACCAGGAAGUGUAAAUCAUGCUUGCCUUUCAACAGCUCAAUCAGAAAGGGAUUUAUCUGAAAUCAACACAUACUUUGGUCUCAUAGUAGUUUAGAGACCACGAUGCACUAUCAGUGGCAUCAUGUUAAAGAAAAUCUAAGCUGAUCUUGAACCACUCCAGCAGUAACUCAUGUAAACUUCACUUGGAACUCCCCACUGCCCCUUGCACUUCUUGUGAACAGCUGUGAUGUCCACUCCUACAUUCCCCAGAACCAAGCCACAUUUCAGUUUGACACAACACUAAGUGGGAACGGGAUGUCAGUGUUGUAAGAUAUCAGACGAAACCUAUGCACCUGCAGGAAAACAACACUCUCUCCACUCAUCUUGCACAUUUUUGAUGAGGUGGAAGAAAGAACGUCUAAAUACAAGUUCAAAUUAUGCAUUGCUUGACUCCCAGUCAUGUUGCAGAGUCAACUGAAAAGCUUCAGUUACCACACAGGCACCAGCUCAAAAAAGCAUGAUGAUCUGUAUGUGGGAAAUAGGGAAGACAGGAAUUGACUGUAACCCUGAAGGUCAAACUGUAAAGUGUUAUGCAUUUAGAAGUGCUUAUUUUAGAAGGGAGAGAUUGAGGAAGACACUAGUUUACGGCUUCAAGAUGAUCUCUUUAAGCAUUCCCCUUGCACAGUAGGAGUAGUUAGUUGUUCCAAACCUAACAGCAACUUAGAGUUCUUUACACCACAGAAGUGUACAUCAAUGAGCUGUGAACUUAAAUCAAAAAGCACAGUGUGGUUAACUAUCAGAGAACUGUCAAUGGAAGUUGAGUCAAAAAGGAAAAACCCCUUAAAUGUCUUAAACCUGGCUUUUGCACCUGGAGGGUAUUACCUCAUUAGCCCGACAGCAACCACAUUGCACCAACAACUCACCGUGACAGCUGCUGCAGAGCCACCGUGCUGAGCAGGGGAGUUUCAGGCAGACUUGGUGUUUAUGAAGGGACAAAGUGCAAUCCAGAUUAGUGUACCUGACAAGUAGCCACAGGAGAACACAGAAGUUGCAUAUACCCGGUCACCUUUCAGAUUCUUCACAAGAACGUUGCCAGAGACCAAGCAAUCACUCAAGUUUAGCAGUAAGAACUCCAUGUUAUUUAUUCCCCCAAAUCCCAACACUACCCUGGUAUUAGCUUCCUCACUUUGGAUGGAUAAAAGGAGUUUUAUCUGCAUGCUGUUAAACCAUGACUCUGAAACCCAUCAGGAAAGCAUUCCUCUACUAAGGCCAUUAACACUAAGCAGGCAUUUAUUUGAGGCUGGACUGCAAGAGAAAAGAGAAGGGACUUGCAGAAGCAGUUACAUUUCUAAGGGCCAAUAAAAACUACUAGGAAAAUAGAUCUGUACCAAAAGAAGUCUUAAAAGACUUGCCAUGUGGUUCAGUAGAGAUAGUUCUGGACACUAUGUGUACCUGAUAGGAUACCUAUCUACCCCCACGGACCUGUUUAAGGCAAGUUUCACACACACAAUGAUGCUUGCUGCAGGCAAGCAUUUGACACUUUUUGGCUUUUGAUUGCUACUGAAGAAAAAUGAAAAAAAAAAAAAAAAAAAAAA